Molecule: messenger RNA, 963 nt
Organism: Colletotrichum graminicola M1.001
Lineage: Eukaryota; Fungi; Ascomycota; Sordariomycetes; Glomerellales; Glomerellaceae
Product: ribosomal protein S15
Exons: 2
Coding region: 1-963 (320 amino acids)
Biological process (GO): translation
Cellular component (GO): ribosome
Molecular function (GO): structural constituent of ribosome
Source: RefSeq, a predicted model, not a curated record
AUGCCUCCCAGAUUACAAAGCCUGCAACGGCUAGGCACUGCCAGCUUGUGCCUACGCCCGGCCGUGAGGCCAGCAACCCCAAGCUUCCUCCCCGUCAUCCAAACCGCCAACAUCUCCCAGCGCGAGAAGAAACGCAAGGCGAAGCAGGACCCGUACCGACAUCAGCAGGCGCUGCAGAGAAAGGCUGCGAAUGUGAAGAGGCAGAGCGAGAUCCAGGCGGAAAGGGACGCGAAAUGGGGCGACCCGGUUCACGGCAUCCCGACUCCCUUCGUCGAAUCGUUCGACUCGGCUGGCCAGGCGUCGACGACCAAGAUCGUCAAGGACGACAAUGGCAACGUCAUUUCUGAGCCCCGCCCGCUCCCUACAUCUCCAAACCUUCUCAACCAUCUUGUUACCAAGGAAGAGCUCCAGCACGUGAUACAGAAGGCCUACGUCCUGACCAAACCCGUCAAGAGCGAUAUUCAGGACUACGUAGACCCUGCGGCAGAGGACCUGGCUGAGAAGAAGCACCAGGAGAACCAUGCCAAGGCGGUCGAGGCCCUCAACCGCAUCCUGUCCAUGGACAAUGCCAACUCCAAGAUCCUCUUUCACACCAACAUCAAGAGAUGUAUCGAUGAGUUUGGCCGGCACAAGACCGAUGAGUUCCUCCGGCAGAAGCCCAAGUCCGCCCUCGUGAACCCUAACGCCCCGCCGCCGCCCCCGAGAGCUGGCCCAGACACCGGUAGCUCAGAGGUACAGAUUGCGAUUCUGACCGCCAAGAUCAGGAAGCUGGCGCAGGAGCUCUCGCAGAACCGCGGCUACAAGGACAAGCACAACAAGAGAAACCUCAGAGUCCUCUGUCAUAGGAGGCAGAGACUGCUCAAGUAUAUGGAGAAGAAUGAGAGGGGAAGCGAGCGGUGGACGCACAUGCUUGAGAAGCUGGGUCUGUCACCAGCGACAUAUAAGGAGCAGAUCAGCUUCUAG